Messenger RNA from Bicyclus anynana (squinting bush brown), 1968 nucleotides. RefSeq names its product aldehyde dehydrogenase 1A1. Gene Ontology annotation, molecular function: aldehyde dehydrogenase (NAD+) activity. The coding region runs from base 17 to 1579 and encodes 520 amino acids. Lineage: Eukaryota; Metazoa; Arthropoda; Insecta; Lepidoptera; Nymphalidae. The record is from RefSeq and is a predicted model, not a curated record. The transcript has 11 exons.
UACCCGUUUGAUAGCAAUGCUUUCAGCGUUAUGUCGAUUUACGAGUACACCACAUAUUGCAAGAACGCGAAACGCUAUACUCGUGCGAUACGGAGCGAAUAUUCCCUACACGAUGGUGAAAGUUGAUAUUAAAUAUACCAAGUUGUUCAUCAACAAUGAGUGGGUGGACUCUGUUAGCAAGAAGACAUUUCCAACUAUCAACCCUCAAGAUGAAAGCGUCAUCACUAAAGUCGCUGAAGGAGAUAAGGUGGAUAUCGACAAAGCUGUAGAAGCCGCAGUGAAAGCCUUUCACCGUUAUUCAGAAUGGCGUCUAUUAGAUGCAUCGCAGAGAGGCUUACUUCUCCUCAAAUUGGCAGACCUCAUGGAACGAGACGCCAAGUACCUCGGGGAGUUGGAAACUUUGGACAACGGCAAACCAGUUGCUCAGGCCAUCGGUGAAGCACAAUGGUCGGCCACAAUUAUCAGAUAUUAUGCUGGAAAAGCUGAUAAAAUCUUGGGAAAUACCAUCCCAGCUGAUGGUGAGGUGCUCACAAUGACUCUGAAAGAACCGGUAGGCGUUUGCGGCCAGAUCUUGCCGUGGAACUAUCCAAUUCCCAUGUUCGUAUGGAAAAUCGCCCCUGCUUUAGCUGCUGGUUGCACGUUAGUCAUCAAGCCAGCAGAACAAACGCCACUAACUGCUCUUGCAAUGGCAGCUCUAAUCAAAGAGGCAGGAUUCCCAGCAGGAGUUGUCAACGUAGUACCCGGUUAUGGUCCUACUGCUGGUGCCGCCCUUACAAGUCACCCAAAAGUAGAUAAAAUUGCCUUCACUGGAUCUACUGAGGUUGGACGUAUCAUCAUGAAAGGUGCCUCAGAUGUUAAUCUUAAGCGCGUUACUCUCGAGCUCGGAGGAAAAAGUCCUUUGGUCGUUUUCAAUGACGCAGAUGUUGAUAAAGCUGCUGAUAUCGCUCAUCGAGCUUGCUUUGCCAACGCCGGCCAGUGUUGUGCUGCUGGCACGAGGACUUUCGUUCAAUCUGGCAUCUACGACAAAUUCGUUGCCAAGGCUGCUGAAAUUGCCAAAAAGAGGACUGUUGGCAAUCCCUGGGAAAAAGUGGACCAGGGACCUCAGAUUGACGCUGACAUGUUUAACAAGGUAUUGGGUUACAUCAAUGCUGGGAAGAAGGAGGGUGCCAAAUGUAUCGUCGGUGGAGCCAGAAUGGGCACCAAAGGAUUCUUCAUACAACCAACAGUAUUCGCUGAUGUCAAAGACAACAUGAAAAUUGCAAGAGAAGAGAUCUUUGGACCCGUACAAAGCAUCCUCAAAUUUGAGACGUUCGAUGAAGUAAUCGACCGCGCUAACGACUCCAACUACGGGUUAGCAGCGGGGGUUAUAACUAAUGACGUCACGACAGCUUUGGCUUUCAUGAGACAUAUCCGCGCCGGCUCCGUUUGGGUGAACACUUAUGAGGUUGUAACAGCACAGACCCCAUUCGGUGGAUUCAGAGAGUCUGGCAUCGGUCGUGAAAUGGGAGAAGAUGGAAUUCUACAGUAUUUGGAGAACAAGACAGUCUCGUUGAGCCUACCCAAGAAGCCUCGAUUGUAAUUUUUUUUUACUUCAGUUUUUAUAUGGUACUUUUAAGUUCAAACUUUUAAUUAAUAUCGAUUGUUUACAUGUAGGUACGUACUACCAUUAUCCAUCAUAAUUAUUAUGAUUAAAUGUCCAUGUCACCGUUAGAUUAUAAAAAAAAUAUCCUGAUUGACAAUUUAACGGUUUCACUUCCGAAAAAUAACACGUUAAAUUUUAAUCAGGAUUUUCAGUUCACAAUAUGACGGCAGAUUAUAAUAUCACGAGUGAGAUUAUAAACUAACGUACCUACCUAUAUUACUAUUUAACCGUAACAUCUAUAUUCGUUAUAGCUACUUAUACAACGUAAUAUGUGUGUGUUUUAUAUAUUAUUUCUAGUUGUAUUAUUCUGAAUAAAUAUAUUUUAA